This is a messenger RNA of Dentiscutata erythropus, 2961 nucleotides long. The record is from the annotation of a GenBank genome assembly. Lineage: Eukaryota; Fungi; Glomeromycota; Glomeromycetes; Diversisporales; Gigasporaceae.
AUGGAUUCCUACCCUUCUUUACCAAAUAUAAGCCAGCAACAACAGCAAGCUGGCUAUAAUAAUAAUUCGCUCGGCCUCCCUACAAAUCCUACAUUAUUACAACAAUCUCAAUCGCAGCAGUAUGCUAAUUUCGCCCCUCAACAUCCUGCCAACCAACGCGCGAUGAACUCUGGAAUCGUGCAGCAAUCACAACAACAAGCGAAUUAUGGAACUACGAACAAUCAAACCAUGCAACAGCUUGGAGGGUUAGGUGCUGAUAAUAAUUCGUCCCUUUCCAAUCCGUACGUUUUUCAAAAUCACCAGUCGUUACCAGUAACAUCCUCCACCCCAAUACCAUCCAUGUCAGCCAUUAACAACUCUGUUUACGGUAAUCAAGGUAAUAUCAAUGGUAUGGGUAUGGAUGUGUUUCGACCUGGUUUUAAUCGAACUUUAGGAGGUCAAAUGAGAGCUCAGAUGCAACGACUAGCUCAACAAACUCAACAACAACAAAUGAUGCUUCAAAUGAGAAGACCUGUUCAAAAUACUGCGCCUUCACAGAAUGUACAUCGUCCUUCAAAUAAUCAAAAACAAACUAAUGAUUCUAAUUCUAAAAAGCCUCAACAACCAAUUGUUAAACCUUAUGAACCUGCUCCUGAUCUUACUCCUGUUCAAAAAGAAUAUUUGGAGCAAUAUGUUCGUCGUGAUAAUUUAUAUCAAAAAGCUUUAGAUCUCCAACAUAGAAGGCAAAUGGCUAUAAUAAAUGAAAAACGUAAAGAAAUAGCCCAGGCUGAACAAAGAUAUCAAUUUAGAUCUAGUCCUUUCGUAUUUGGUCCUGGCUAUCAAGGUUAUGGUAAUGGUAUAACCGGAACAAAGUUUCGUAUUAUUUAUCCAAACGAAAGAAAAAGGCCUAAAAGAACAAAGGAAUUUAAAUUCACAUUACAACAAUUAAAAGAUAUCGCGCAAAAAGAAGAUAUAUUAGUUCCGAUAAGAUUAGAAAUUGAUGGAGCUGAUGGUUACAAAUUACGAGAUACUUUUACAUGGAAUAUGAAUGAAACGUUUAUUACGCCUGAACAUUUUGCGGAGGUUCUUUGUGAUGAUUUACAUUUUCCUCCUUCACAAUUUGCUCCGAUAAUUGUCAAACAAAUACGCGAUCAAUUACAAGGUUAUAUCAUUCAUCCUCUUUCAUCAACGGAGCCUCCUCAACCUACUUUAACUGCUGAGGUAUUUUCGACUUUAAAAAAUUCUACCGAAGACUCGAUAGAGAUCAAAGAGGAGAUUGAUGAAUUUUCAAUUUUCAAUAUGGAUGUGGAUCAAUUUGAAUGGGACAUUAAUUGUCAAAAAAAUGAUCCGGAGAUUUUUGCGGAAAUUUUGACCACUGAAUUAGGUCUCGGAGGCCAUCCCUUUGAUGGGUCAUCUAUACAAGACGAUGAUCUUCGGCAAAACUUUUUAUCUCCAGUCACAAACAUAAUUCGAAGGGAGGAUGCCGUUGAACAACAUACUCCAUUAUUGGUAGAAUUAACUGAAGCUGAAAUUGAUAAAAUUGAAAAGGAUAGAGAGAGAGAUGCUAGGCGUAAGAGACGUCAAACUCGUGGUAGACGAGGUGUUAUAUUACCAGAUCGUGAACCUCCAAAAACCCAUCGUACACUUCUCCAUAAUACUACUUUAGUUCAAGAUCCCGCUGAUGAAAAUGUCUUUUUAACGGUUCCUUCAUCAGGCAUGCCACCAGUUUUACGUAAAGCUAGUUCUAUGGGAUAUGAUAAUUAUACUGCAAUAUCUGAAAAGUCUUUAGCUCCUGGUAAAAUGCGAGGAAGAGGACGUGCUACUGUUGGUGGUGCAAAUAUUGGUAGUAAUUUGAGAGUUGGUACUCCGGUAAAUACACAGGAUUCUGAUUCUAAUACUCCAGAGGGUGCUAAAAAGCUUCAUCGACGUGAGUUAGGAUUAACGAAUAAAGAUUUAGAUGAAUGGCAUUGUAAUGGUUGUGGAUGUCCUUCAACAUCAACGCCGCUUCUACGAAAAGGGCCUAAUGGAGAGAAGACUCUGUGUAAUGCGUGCGGCCUCUACUUUCAAAAGAACAAUUCACUACGGCCGAAUCCCUUGAAUUUAAAUGAUCUCGGAACAAAUUCACCGUUUAUGGAGAAUAACCCUUCGUCCAUCGAUCUCUUUUCAAAAAAAGGUCCACAACAUAUUGAGAGUUACCAUCAAAACUCACCUUCGAUGUCAAUAUCUAAUACGUCGUUAGAAGUUAAGCAACAAUCCAAUACUUUGGUUAAGAGAGAAAUAAAUGCACAAGAUAAUCAAAAUUUAACUGAUUCUCAAGGAAUAACUUUGAAUACUGUUGUAUCCGAAGGGUUGGUGUCUACGCCCUUAAUUCAACCUGUUCCGUCAAUAAUGACGGCUUCUUCGAUACCUUCAACAUCUACCACUCAUGCAAUUACUUCUACAUCUGCGAAUGAUUUACCAAUGUCUACAACUUCAUCAACCAUAACCGUUUCCAAUGCCUUACCAUCUAAUAGACCGGUUUUCCCAGAAUGGAUUAUUCAGCAACGCGACCAAUUAAACCGAAAAUAUCCACGUGAUUGUUUUGACAUUAUUCAACGUCCUAAUCAUCAUCCAACUGAAUUCCGUAUUAAAUGUUUUGACUGUCCUGGAAAGCUCUAUCAACCCGGUCCCGAUCUUACAUUGGGGAAUUUUGAGAUACAUCUAAAGAACAAGAGUCAUCGUAUGGCUGUUGAAAAACGUUGGAAUCCUCAAUUGGCAGCAAGUUUAUUAAAUAAUGAAACUAUCGCCAAUAAUAAUAAUGCUAACACGAUUCCUGGAUACGGGCAUGCUGAUGGUGCUUCCGCUACUAUAUCGGUCGGUGAUAUUGGCGAUCAUGGUACGAACUCAAUUCUUGGUAGUGGUACUGGUGGUACAAAAGAAAUUGGAGGUACGGGCACCCCUAGUGAUAUAAGUGAUGAUAUUCGUGUAUAUGAUUUAAAAUAA